UAUUAAUACUGCGCUAUGCAGUGAAAAUGCCAAAGAGUUUGCUGGACAGAUAGCUGCCUUAUUUCCAAACCAUGGGAUCUAUCCAUCUCCUUUUCCUUUGUGCACUUUGUUUGAUCUUCUCCCCAUGCAGCAGAGGCACAAGGUCUCAGAGGCCGAAUCGAAGGAUUGACAACCCCAUCGACAGGAUCCAGGCACAGAACAAUUUUAAUGUCCAGCAGUUCACAGGAGUGUGGCAUCUCAUUUCCGUUGGGUCAAUGUGUGGCUACCUCAAGCUUAACAACCACCGACUGGAGGCAGUUACCAUGAAGGUAACCAAUCAGAAUCAAGAUAUUCGCAUCAAUACAUUACGCAAACUGGAUGGACUGUGCUGGGACAUAAAACAAGACUAUAAGAUGGAUGCAACUCCUGGGAGAUUCUCCAGGAAAAAUCGUGGAAUUAAGACUGACAUUGUCAUUGCUGAAACGGAUUACUCCAACUAUGCAAUCCUCUUCCUUCAACAAAGGAGGAAAAUCACGGUCAAACUCUAUGGUGAGUACAGCGUGGUGCAAACAUGAGCCAGG
This is a messenger RNA of Chiloscyllium plagiosum (whitespotted bambooshark), 560 nucleotides long. The record is from RefSeq and is a predicted model, not a curated record. Lineage: Eukaryota; Metazoa; Chordata; Chondrichthyes; Orectolobiformes; Hemiscylliidae.